GCCUACAUACCGCCCGGCCGCUUGCGGCAGUAUGAUCUCAUCGUCAUCGAUGAAGUGAGCCAAAUUGAAGCCGCGGUCUGGCGCAAAUUGCGCACGGCCCUAGGCGAGCUGACGCCGUCUCCCUUCGUCGUCUUUGUCGGGGAUUUUCAGCAACUGCAGCCUCUCAGUGGAGGUCCUGAGUUGGAAACUGCACUGCAGAAGCAAAGAGAAGCUGAGAGCAUCUUCUACGUAGAGCUGAAACAUCAUCAAGCAGCCCGCACCAUAGAUGCAGAAAUGCUGAGCUUCCUAAAUGCGGCACGGGUUCGGCAGCCGACCAGAGAGGAACUUCAAGCCUUCUUCAGCGGUCGGGUCUGGCCGUCGGAUGUUGCGGCCGCCGCGAGGUCUGCGAAAGCCAUGGAGUCUAUUGAUGGGAAAAACUUCACCUUCCUGACUGUCACCAACAAAGGCGCUGCCCUCUUGAAUCUGGCUCGGCUGCAGCUGGACUUUCCCCAAGCUGCCGCAAUUCUAGCAACUGGUGGAGGCACGCCCACCGAGAAUGAUAAGAUCGCGGUGGCCCCAGGAAUGAGAAUCCGAUUGACUCACAACGUGGACAAAGACAGGGGGUUCGUGAACGGCAAUGCCGGAAUAGUCAGAAAGGUGUUGCGCAGCGAUAUCUUCGUGCUGCAGUCUGACCAAGGAAUCCCGAUCCUCAUCCACCCCAUCAGCUCGCAAGGCAAGAAAUUCUUGCCGGUGGCCUACGGCUGGGCCACCACCAUCCGACGGGCGCAGGGUGGUUCAGACGAGCAGAACGAAGUUUCCGGCUUGAGCGAAAGCACUCACAGCAGUGAGCCCGAUGAGCCGGACACCAGCAGCGACGAAGAGUCGCCACAGCCCGAGAGCACUUCAUCCAGCCUUGUGCCAACAUCGCCCACAGGCAGCCAGACCAGCGGCGGCUUCCCUUCCUCCGGCUCCUGA
This is a messenger RNA of Symbiodinium pilosum, 954 nucleotides long. NCBI's taxonomy places the organism in Eukaryota, Dinophyceae, Suessiales, Symbiodiniaceae. The record is from the annotation of a GenBank genome assembly.